Molecule: messenger RNA, 1083 nt
Organism: Sander lucioperca (pikeperch)
Lineage: Eukaryota; Metazoa; Chordata; Actinopteri; Perciformes; Percidae
Gene: rbp4
Product: retinol binding protein 4, plasma
Exons: 6
Coding region: 59-847 (262 amino acids)
Biological process (GO): retinol transport
Molecular function (GO): retinol transmembrane transporter activity; retinol binding
Source: RefSeq, a predicted model, not a curated record
UUUUGGGGGUGGGGUACAGAGGGGUGGUGGGCCAAAUGUGCAAAACACACAAAUCAGUAUGACUGGGGCCUGCAAUUAUGUAAAUGUUUGUCCAAUGGAAGGCCCGCUAGCUGUGGGAAGAGCAGGGGAGGUUCAGAUCUCCAGAAGUCAUUGUGCAAUACUAGCCAACUCUAUAUAUAAGGCCACAACUAUGACACAUAAAACAGAGGAUUUCUGUGAGCUCUCCACUUCGUUUCGUUCAAUAAACAGUGUUUUUGGUGGUGGUAGAAUGCUGCGGUACGUUGUGGCCCUCUGUCUGCUGGCUUUGUCCUGGGCACAGGACUGCCAGGUGGCCAACAUCCAGGUCAUGCAGAACUUUGACAAGACAAGGUAUGCAGGUGUUUGGUAUGCCAUAGCAAAGAAGGACCCAGAGGGUUUGUUCCUACUUGACAACAUCGUGGCCCAGUAUACUAUCGCAGAAGAUGGCAAAAUGACUGCCAGUGCUAAGGGCAGAGUUAUCAUCCUCAACAAUUGGGAAAUGUGUGCCGACAUGUUGGCCACCUUUGAGGAAACCCCUGAUCCUGCCAAGUUCAGGAUGAAGUACUGGGGAGCUGCAGCCUACCUGCAGACUGGAAACGACGACCAUUGGGUGAUUGACACUGACUAUGAUAACUACGCCAUCCACUACUCCUGCAGACUAGUAGACUCUGACGGCACUUGCCUGGACAGCUACUCAAUGAUAUUCUCUCGCCAUCCGACCGGUCUGAGGCCAGAAGACCAGCGCAACGUCCACCAGAAGAAGAUGGACCUCUGCCUGCUAGGCAAAUACAGACGCGUUGCACACACUGGUUUCUGUGACAGCAGCUGAUCUGUUGACACUCAGAAAAUGUCUUUUUGAAGCACCCACCUUCGGGACAGUGUGUCCCUCCCCUCUGCAUGACUGAAUCCUGAAGUUCUCUCUCCUCUCUCUGUCUUUCCUUUCCGUCUAUCCUAAAAGGGAAUGUAGUGUGUUCUUCUUUAAAAAUAAACUCAAAAUCCUGACCUAUAAACUGUCACAUUCACAUGGCUAAUAGUGCAAAUAGAAAGAAAAGAUGACAGCUAACA